Elaeis guineensis (African oil palm) is the source of this 1921-nucleotide messenger RNA. RefSeq names its product probable pectinesterase/pectinesterase inhibitor 35. The record is from RefSeq and is a predicted model, not a curated record. Gene Ontology annotation, molecular function: pectinesterase activity; enzyme inhibitor activity. Gene Ontology annotation, biological process: cell wall modification. Lineage: Eukaryota; Viridiplantae; Streptophyta; Magnoliopsida; Arecales; Arecaceae.
UCGUAGGCAUGAGCAUUUACGAGCUGAGAGUGAGCUCCAAGAAUAGGGAGCAAAAGAGAAGGUUCAUCAUGUGGUCUUGUGCUAUCUCCACGGUGCUUAUUCUAUCUGCUGCACUAUUUCUAACAAUCACAAAGCAAGCAGAAGCUUCCUCUCACCAUUCCUUCAAUGCAGUCUCGAGGGCUGCCACCACCACCAAGACCUCGAGCGCGGUCGCCGCCGCUUGCGCUGCCACCCUCUACCCAAAUGCAUGCGAGUCCGCCCUCGCCUCCGUCGCCGGAGCACCAACUAAGUCCCCAAAAAAGCUCUUCGACAUCUCCGUCCAAUUCGCCAUGGCCCGGACCCACUCGGUCCGCUCCAUGGCCUACAACCUAACUCUCAAGCACCAGAAGCCUGGGUCCCGCCGCCCUACCGGCAUGGACGACUGCCUCGAGCUCCUCGACAUCAGCUUGGAUCAACUCAACGACGUCGUCAACCCGAAGACAAGCUCCAGCCCUCACGACGUCAAGACGUGGCUCAGCGCGGCCCUCACGAACCAGGCGACGUGCAAGGAUAGCCUCGACGCCAUCGAUGCCUCCGACGGGGGGGACGCCAUGAGCGCACAAGUGGAGAGCUUGACGCACUUCAUCAGCAACUCACUCGCGCUUCACAAGAAGCUCGAUGGAGGAAAGGAUCCCGGCGGCCGGAAUUUGUUGUCCGAUGGAUUUCCGGCGUGGUUGUCGGCCGGGGACCGGAGGCUUCUACAGGCUUCCCCGAAGGACAUUCGAGCCGACGCCAUGGUGGCCAAGGAUGGCAGCGGGACCCACAAGACGAUCAACGAGGCCAUCGCCUUCGUGUCGCCGGCCGCCGCCGCCGGCCGUGGAAGGAGUGUGAUAUACGUGAAAGCCGGGACUUAUAACGAGUACAUCAGUAUCCCAAGCAAGCGGAAGAACGUUAUGCUGAUGGGAGACGGGAAGGGCAAAUCGGUCAUUGUAGGUAGCAGGAACGCGGCCAACGGGUAUACGACGUACGGCACUGCGACCGUCGCUGCCAUGGGUGCGGGCUUUAUUGCCAAGGGCCUAACCAUCAUCAACAACUCCGGCCCAUCCAAGAACCAGGCCGUGGCCCUAAGAGUUGGCGCCGACAAGUCAGUGAUCUACCAAUGCUCCAUACAGGGAUACCAGGACACCCUCUACACCCACUCUAACAGGCAAUUCUAUUCAGAGGAUGACAUCUAUGGCACCGUCGACUUCAUCUUCGGCAACUCGGCCGUCGUCUUCCAGAAUUGCUUUAUCCAACCCCGAAAGCCUGGUGGUGGACAAAGGAACUCGGUCACGGCGCAAGGCCGGCUUGACCCGAACCAAAACACCGGCAUAUCGAUCCACAAAUGCAGGAUCGUCGGCGCUUCUGACUUGGGCAGCACUCCGACGUACCUCGGUAGGCCUUGGUACAAGUACUCGAGGACGGUGGUGAUGGAGACUUACAUGGAUGGCUCAAUCAACCCAGCUGGGUGGGAGCCAUGGUCAGGGAGCUUUGCACUAUCCACUUUGUAUUAUGGUGAGUAUGCCAACACAGGCCCAGGGUCCUCGACAUCAGGCCGGGUCCAUUGGCCGGGCGUUCACUCGUCGCUCUCCAUGGCUGAAGCAUCCAAAUUUACUGUUGCUGAAUUCAUCUUUGGUAACUCUUGGUUGCCGGGGACCGGCGUCAGCUACACCGCCGGACUGUAAUUAAUGCAUACGUAUACACUUUCUGCAGGCAUGAUAUGUGCAUCAGUCAUCACUAUUCCGCAUCAGGUUUGGAUGGGCCCUAACUCUAGCCCAAUUUGUAGUGCAAGAUUUAUUAUGAUAAUUCAGACAAAGGCUUGUUGGUUUUUAUUUAUGGACCAUUAUCCGUAAGUAUAGAUUAAAUCGUCACGCUAUACAGCAAUAAAUGUUAACUUGUUUGC